Molecule: messenger RNA, 550 nt
Organism: Saccostrea echinata
Lineage: Eukaryota; Metazoa; Mollusca; Bivalvia; Ostreida; Ostreidae
Exons: 4
Coding region: 4-522 (172 amino acids)
Source: RefSeq, a predicted model, not a curated record
GCCAUGUUGAGACUUACAGUUUUCCUUGUUUUAGCGAGUUUUGCUAGCUGCUGCCAGAGGAAGAACGACAUUAUGACAUGCGAGAUGAUGCCAGAGUCCAGUGAGAGGAUGGAGGGCGUCAGGAUUUUGAUAGUGGACAGGGUAUUCGGGGAGACGGUGGACUUAAGGAGUUUUGAGCUUGCCAAGAUUAUGAUAAACGCGGGUUUCGGCAGAGUUGCAUCCGACCCAGGCCGUGUUCACCACGACGACCCUCGCGGAAACGGCAGCGAUAACCUUCGACACUCCCUGGAUAAUCGCCGCAGGAAUAUCGUCCCUCGUGAUCUGCAGUAUUGCAGUGUGCAUUUGUGCAGUGCUCGUCUUCAAGAAAUGCGCACAGAGAAAACGACGACCGAGUGCUCUUUAUACUGUGGAAGUGCUCUUGGACCUGAAGCCCCCGUGCCAACCCGCCAUCAAAGGGAACCGACACCCGUCCUUAGACGAUCUCAGCGCGUCAGGAGAGUGCCAGAGAGACUUGGCUAUUGAACUGUAUUGUGUGUGUGUAAUUUUUGUA